Oryzias latipes (Japanese medaka) is the source of this 5222-nucleotide messenger RNA. It is a transcript of the gene sox6a, whose product is annotated as SRY-box containing gene 6a. Gene Ontology annotation, biological process: cell fate commitment; central nervous system development; positive regulation of chondrocyte differentiation. Gene Ontology annotation, cellular component: nucleus. Gene Ontology annotation, molecular function: RNA polymerase II cis-regulatory region sequence-specific DNA binding; DNA-binding transcription factor activity, RNA polymerase II-specific. The record is from RefSeq and is a predicted model, not a curated record. Lineage: Eukaryota; Metazoa; Chordata; Actinopteri; Beloniformes; Adrianichthyidae.
GUGCCGGUCUCUGUGCGCGCAGCACGCACGUGAGCGAACUCGAGGAAAAGUUGAAAGAAAGCCUCUGAAAUCAGACUAAAGCUUAAUCCGUUUUUUUUAAUUUUUUUUUUUUUUUUACUAUUAGACAUUCUUUGAAAGAAAGUGACACAGACAGACAGAAAGAUAAAAAGCCAAGCGAGAGAGGGAGUGUGAAAGAGGGAGGGAGGGAGAGGAGGGGUUAUCCUGUUUCUGCGUCUUUGCCCGGCAGUGCCCUGCACUCUGACGAAGCCUCAACACAGUGCUGGACGGGGAAUAACCCAAAAAGACUUUUUCUACUAUCUCCAAAUUGAAAAGUUCUCGGGCGCAGAACAGCUGUUGAAAACGACGCCGAGGUGUUUGGGUUUUCCCUCCCUCUCAGAUCCUUGGUGGAGCGCAAACGGAGGAGUUACCAAAGUCCACGACACGCUCCAGCGAUGGUGACUUUACGCACGGGAUUUGACGGCUGUUUGAACUGACUACUGUGCGCGCUGUCGUCCGCCCGUUAACACUCUCCAACUUUACAAGAAGUGCGCGGUGAACACUGAAGAAGUGAAAGCAGGUUCAUGAAUUGUAAAGAUUUUCACAAGUGAGAAGAGGGUGUCGGAGCUGAAGUCUCCUAUUUCUAAUGAUGUCUUCCAUGCGAGCAACUCCUCCCUUUCGCCCCCCGUCUGAGGAGGCAGAAGCGAUGGGUCAGGACAACGCAGUCUGGGCAGAUGAGGGGCCAGAGGGCCCAAAGGAGACGGGGUCCCCCUUGCUACAAGAUCAGUCUCACUCAGAUGAAUUUCAGCCUGUCACAGAAAAGCGGAUGGAUGCUGACUGGGAAAAUGUCGCCCCUGCUGCGAUGGACAGUGAAAGCAACAAGGGCUGCUCCGUCUACUCCCAUCGAAAUAACUCGACGUCUCCAACCAAGCUGGAGGAGAGCUCACGGGAUCGGGGAGAGCCGAUGACCGGCUUUGCCUUCGGGACGCCAGAGCGCCGCAAAGGAAGCCUGGCAGACGUGGUGGACACCCUGAAACAGAAGAAGCUUGUGGAGCUGACAAAGACAGAACAAGACGAAACAUCUUGCAUGGAGAGGCUCCUCUCUAAGGACUGGAAGGAGCGAGUUGACCGCCUGAAUGCCAAUGAACUGCUGGGAGAAGUUAAAGGCACGCCAGAGUCACUGGAAGAAAAAGAGCGGCAACUUUCCACGAUGAUUGGUCAGCUGAUCAACCUUAGAGAGCAGCUUCUCUCCGCCCACGAUGAGCAGAAAAAGAUGGCCGCUUCACAGCUGGAGAAGCAGAGGCAACAGAUGGAGUUGGCGAGGCAGCAGCAGGAUCAGAUUGCCAGACAACAACAGCAGCUCUUGCAGCAGCAGCACAAGAUAAAUAUUCUCCAGCAACAGAUCCAGGUCCAGGGUCACAUGCCUCCUCUCAUGAUCCCAGUGUUUCCACACGACCAGCGGUCUCUGGCUGCCGCCGCCGCCGCGCAGCAAGGCUUCCUCUUCCCACCCGGCAUGUCCUACAAGCCAGGUGAGAAUUACCCAAUGCAGUUCAUUCCGUCGGCAAUGGCAGCGGCGGCAGCUUCUGGACUCAGCCCUUUGCAGCUACAGCAGCUGUAUGCCGCACAGCUGGCAAGCAUGCAGAUCUCACCAGGGGCCAAAAUGGCUCCCCUCCCACAGGCUCCCAACUCCUCCAGUCCUCUUUCUCCUUCCACCCUAAAGAGCGAGAAGCAAGCAGCUAGUCCAGUUGCUCAGAUUAAGGAGGAAGGAUCCACACAGCCGCUGAACCUCUCAGCCAGACCUAAAACAGCCGAGCCUCUUCGCUCCCCGACGUCCCCCACACAGAGUCUGCUUUCUGGAAGCAAGACCAGCCCCACCGGCAUUGGCAAAGGUCGCAUCCCAAGCCCAAUCCCCAACAUGAGCAGGAACAGCUCCCUGGACAUCUUGUCCAGCCUCAACUCUACAGCGCUUUUUGGGGACCAGGAUGCAGUGCUGAAGGCCAUUCAGGAGGCCAGGAGCAUGAGGGAGCAGAUCCAGAGAGAGCAGCUUCACCAUCAGCAGCACCCGCAGCAGCCGGGACACCAGAGCCUUGAGGCAAAACUCACUGCACUCAGCGGCAUGAGCCUCAAUAAUGGCAACAAGGAGCGACUACACUAUGAGACACUGAGCCAGCACCUAGGGAAGCUGGGGGAGGAUGCUGGGAAGAUGGUCCAUCGUGUCAUUGACCUGACGAGACCAGAAGAUCUGGAUGGGAGUAGCAUCACAGAAGCGCGUGUAUUCAGGGAGGCACGGGGCAGGAACAGCAGUGAGCCCCAUAUCAAGAGGCCAAUGAACGCCUUCAUGGUUUGGGCCAAAGAUGAGAGGAGGAAGAUCCUGCAGACCUUCCCCGACAUGCACAACUCAAACAUCAGCAAGAUCCUUGGUUCUCGCUGGAAAGCCAUGUCCAAUCAGGAGAAGCAGCCUUACUACGAGGAGCAAGCCCGCUUAAGCAAGAUCCACUUGGAAAAGUAUCCCAACUACAAGUACAAGCCCCGGCCGAAGAGAACCUGCAUCAUCGACGGCAAGAAGCUGCGCAUAGGGGAGUACAAGCAGAUGAUGCGGUCUCGACGUCAGGAGAUGAGGCAGUUUUUCGUGGGGCCUCAGCCACCAAUUUCUCUGGGAAACAGCACGGGAGGUGUAGGAGUUUACCCGGGCGCCAUAACCAUGGCAACAACAGCCACGCGGUCACCACACUUGACCUCAGACUGCUCAAGCAACUCAGUGAGCCCAGAACCAACUGUCCCCGUCAUUCAGAGCACGUUUAAGGUGAAGUCUGAGCCCGGUGGGGGAGGGGGCAGCAACGGUGGAGGGGUUGGCCCCUUGGAUCUGCCCGGUGACCCCGCCAACGGAGACGAUGACAUGGACAUGUACGAGGACUUCGAGGAUGACCCCAAGUCAGACUAUAGCAGCGACCACGAGACACAGGAGGCCGUUGGUGCCAACUGAGCAUGCUCAGAGUUUUAGCUGUUAAAAAACAAAACAAAAAAAGAAUCCAACAAGUCCUAUUCUACCCAAAGGACACAUCUUUUCAGGACAGUUCCUUGAGGAGACCUUCAGGCAUGCUUUCAGGACAUCUGACUCCACGCACAGAGUAUGCCCAGAAGGAAUAUAAACUCUACAGACAUGCUCAUGAAAUACUGAAUGCAGUUUGGAUGGACCCAGAGUGGGAGACCAGGGCCACUGGGGGAAAAUGUGGCCCAAAAAAGUGUCAAAUGAACAAUCCUCUGAUUAAGUUGACAACGAGCUUCAGUUUCCUACACUUCGACAAUCUUAAAUGGGAGCGAGGUAGAGAUAGAAAAAGGAACGAGAACAUGACGAAGAACAAAUGAGCGACAGACAUGUUGCUGUGUGGUUUGGAAAAAAAGAGCAUGCGUUGGGGUUUGAAGCAUUAGAAAUUGGUCUUUGACAGCUAUUUGGUCUUAAGUGUUUAAGAAGUGCUUUAGUUUCAUUAUUUAGAGUUUACCUUUUCCCCUCCAUGUUUUCUGCUCUCUGACAGGUCACUGCCUGUAAAAUCUCUGGACUGUCAAACUUGAAAUCGGAAAAGUUUUUAAUAUAAAUCUUAGGUCUUGUAAUCUUAUAGUCUUACUUUUUACCUAUAAAUUGAAUGCCAGACUCUCUUUUCUCUGCAAACUGCUUGCAUCUCAUUACAGUUCUCUUUUUCUUAUAUCCCAGCUCAGGUAUUAAUUGCAAAGUAAAGGGAAGACAAUCCCCUAUUAUUAUUAUUAUUAUUGUUAUUAUGAUUAUUAUUAUUAUAAGUCAGGAAUGACCCAGACUCUGUACAGAUUUUCCUCAAAUGUGCCAAACAUUCACAUCUAUUUGGGAUGUCGUAGUCUUAAUUUCUAUUGCUGCAGAAAAGUCUUACAACUUUUUCUAUCUGACAGAUACCGUCUUCAGUAAACGCUGGCUCCCCCUGACAUCAAAUCACAGGCGGAGCUCAGAAAAAAUACGUCUUCAUUACACUCAGUCCAACAAAACACACGUGGCGCGUCUCUCUUCUGCAGCCCUUUAACUCCGACAGGUAUGAAGCAAAGCGCCAUAGAAAGCACCAGUUUUUUUUUCCCCUCGCCAUUGCAUCGGUGCUCUUGUAACCACAUCGCCCUUAGAUCCCUAGAGCCAAGUGCUUUUAUGUAGUAGGUGCAGUCCAAUACCAUCAUCUCUCCUUUUUCAGCUGAACUCGUACCUUAACCUCCUUUCUUUUGGCAUUGAAGGACAGUGAAACAGGAAGAUUUUCACAUCCCUCCCCAAAAAAAAGUUAAAAAUGUCUUUUACUUUUAGCUUGUUUACUUUGAAAGUGUCAAACUUGUGUUUUAGAAAAUAGUUGGAAAAAGCCACAGAAAUUGGAAUUCAUAUGGCGGCAGCAGCUUUAGAAAGGUUCUCUUACCUGUGACUUUUAAGAGAGCAAACAAUAAAACAUAGAAUGGAGGGAGAAAAGUAGAGUUCCAGUCAGCGUUACUCGGCACAAGCAUGCUUCUCCUUUUUUCUCUUUUCGUCAAACGUGACUUUUUUUUCUCUGUAAGCAUAUUUUCCACACUUUUCUACAAUUCCUAACACGUUUCAACUUUUCUGGGAGCCCUAUUUAGUUGCUUCACCAGUCCUCCGAAUAUCUGUUCAUGCAAUUCCUACUUGGAAAAAGCGCCACAAGUUGGGACUGAACAAUGCUUUUUGGUCACAUUACAGGAAACUGUAAUCCUCAUGCAUUUCUUCUUUUUUUUUUUUUUUUGUUACACAUCCUAAGCACUUGAUGUAAAUUUUAAUUUUUCUUUUUUUUUUUUUCUUAGUGUUGACUAAUGUGAAGUUGUUUGAUUUAAGACACAAUAGUCAGUGAUGGGUCAGACGUGUUUGGAGCCUUCUUCAUGCCAGGCUCCAGUAAAUUGCCAUUUCUUUAGAAGUAUUUCUUUAAUUUAAGCAGAUUAGUGUCCACAGCUCCUAGUGCCGCCUAAAAGGGUCACAUGCCCUCUGACCUCUUUGAUAAGGUUACCUCAUGCUCUUGUCGGUCGUGGCCUGCAGAGGCAGAACAGAUUUCACGGUCACACACAUUUUGGUGAUGAAUAUUGUAUUUGAAAUUCAAUUGUGCAUUUUAACAUUUCAUUGUAUUUAUUAGCCAGCUUUGGCUCUAAAACGUGUCAGUACAUCUUGGUGAGAAUGACAAUCCAGAAAUAUAUAUAAUAAAAAAAAAGUAAAGACUUGA